Yamadazyma tenuis ATCC 10573 is the source of this 5143-nucleotide messenger RNA. Lineage: Eukaryota; Fungi; Ascomycota; Pichiomycetes; Serinales; Debaryomycetaceae. The record is from RefSeq and is a predicted model, not a curated record.
ACUUCUAUCACAUACAACUUCAUGUCUGACACCGAUACAUUGGACGUUCUGGCUGCAGCCACCAACGUUAACCCUUCAGGUAUGUACUGAGGUAUCCUCUUCGAACCCCUUCGUCUCCAUCUGUUUAUUUUGCCAGCAACAAGUGCGCUCAAAAACAAUGAACUGGAUUCUCGAGCGAGUGUUUACAUUCUGUGAAAAUUCUUGUGGAUCUAAAAUAAACAACUCCCGUGUGGAAGACCCUGAAUUCUCUUGCCACACAUCGCUCAACUACUACCAGACUACUGGGUUCAUCACGCUGUUGCUUGUCCCCUACUAACUAUCUGAUUUUAGACCCUCAAUUGUCCAAAACUCGUCCUCAUCCACGCGAGAGCGAUACUCCAGUUUUAUCCCAAAAGGAUUUUAAUUCAAGCACAGACACCUACGCCAGUGAAAACAACGACAUGUCCGAGGACAGAACCGAUGGCCACGAAGCUUCGUUUGAUCGAAACUUUGAUCUCGAUAAUACUUCUGAUUCCGAUUCGAAGGUGAUCAAAACGGUCAAAAUUGAUAACGAUGAAUUUCUGUUUGUGCAUGCAAACCCGCAAAGUGCCCAGGCUACUCCCAAAGGUAUAACUACCACAGUACUGGUGAAUAAUCCAAAUCCUUUUUCGUCUCCCAGCAAAUCGUCAUUAAAGAAGACAACUAGCAAUUCGCCAAAAAAGAAUGUUGUUUUCACCACUUCUGUACCUCAAGUAAUACAUUACCCUCAGAAUGCCGACUCCUCCAUCAAUAUGGAAGAAGAUCCCGAGAAAGAAGAAGAAGAUCGUCAAUUUUCCAAUCAGAUUGAACAGACUUUAAAUCACCAUUGGAACCAAGUGAGACAAGCUUCAGUAUCUUCCGAAGAUACCCCUCCACCUGUCCCUCCCCCGCAUUCAAUUGACUUGAACAGUUUGAAUUAUGAAGCCACAGAAGAUACCGAUAUGGACCAGAAUACCUUGAAAGAAUUUAAGCUACACCUGAAAAACUUGAAUAACUUAUCAUUGAACGAAAAGUUGGACAUAUUUCUUAACAAUCAAAACGCGUUAGGUCAAGAUGAUAGAGAUCAAAACACUACAAAGGAAUUAGACCAGCAUUUACAGGAUCUUCAUGAAGACUCGAAGAAUAGGUUGGAAUCGAACAUCCAUCACUUGUCUUUGGAUUUGCAAAAUAAACUAGGAAAUAAGGUAGAGAACCCAUUGAAUUCUUUAACCAAGUCGUCAGAGGUUCCUUUGAGGUCAGCUGGUUCUUCUCAGUCAUCAUUACAGUCUCUUUUGGAAGAUAACAGGAUGUUGCCUUCUAAGUAUAACGAUAAGAAUGAAGGCUUUCAAGGUAUCCAAUUGAACGAUGGGAUCCACGGAUUCUCAAAUGACUUGGUUGAACAAUUAAUACCUCAAUCUCGAUCAGCUCAGCUAUUAAAUUCAGACGAAUCUCAGCUUUUAUCUUUCAAUACCAAUCCCAACAGGCUUUCAAAGCAGUCACUUCUUUCAGAAAAUGAUGAAUUUCAUGAUUCUUUCGACAAUGAAUACAAAGACACUGAACAAUCGAUAAUGGAUUUGUUAUCUUCGGCUGCAAUGAACCAACACACAAGCACCGAAAAGAAUCCAAUCGUGAAGGAAGAACCAAUCGAGUUUCAAGAUUUGAGAUCUUCUGAACCAAACGAACGUCAAAUAAAGCAGUCUCCUAGUAUGGCAGAUGUUGAACUCAAAGGAGAACUUGAUGAAAUUCUGCCAAAAGAAGUUUCGCAAGAUAUCAAGAAACCCGUUCUCAGGGCAACUGGAUCAGACGACGAAAUUGAACAAUACAAUGAUAGCUUUGAAGAAGAGAAAGUCUCGAAUUUCAGAAUCGGGGAUCAUAUUGAAAACGGAUGGAAAUAUGAAGACUCUCUUGAUGCUGAUAGAGAGGACAAUGACGAAUUCACUAACAAUGAUGUCACAAUCCUUUCUCAUUUGAAUAGAGACGAAGACGAAAUCGAUCCCGAACUGGAUGAUAUCGAGCCAGCAUCGGACAUGUUAAAUUCUUCUCAAGACAUAGAACCAUUGGAGGUAAACUUAUCUCCAGACACUAGCCAAAGCAUUGAAGAUUCUCCUGAUAGAGUAUCAUUAGCUCCUCCAAGAAGUGUUGAUAUUGGUAUCGAUGCUACUGUUCCUCCAACGCCCCCUCAAGAUUUUGAAUCAAAGCACAACGAUUCUGAAAUCUUGGCUAAUUCAACAAAUAUUCCCCCUGAAGAGCUCACUUUGCCUCCAAUCGAACCAGGUAAUUAUUCAUCUUUUGAAGAAAUAACGAAAACGCUUAAUAACUCGAAAGGUACUGAAGAAGACUCAUUUGAACAAUCCUUGUCAGCCGAAUUUGACGAGGAUAAGCCUACCACAAAGACCACCAGUUAUUUGUCCAUAUGGCACUUACAAAAUAGGAUUAAGCCAAAGAGACCAAUACCUACCAAACUGGUUGAAGCUAGUGAUAUUACCAUUUAUGAUCCCAACACAAAUAGCUACAGGGUUCCAAGUGCUUUGUUAAACAAAAGGAUUAAGGAUGUGAAUGUUGUUUCUCGAAAAGUUGUUGAUCCAAACGAAGUAGAAUAUGACGAAGACUUUUUACCGGAAUUAUCACAGGAUUCAGGAUUCGAAAAGCAUUUCAACAGCUUGAUAAAUGUAUCAGCCAAUGAUUCAAAGGUCUUUUCUCAAGGAUCUGCUGCUGCCAAUAGACUUAGCAAUACUCCCUUGAGUGAUCGUAACAUUUUGACCAAUAUUGAAGCGGCAAAGUCUGAAGAAAGUCUCCUUUUUGGACCAAAAGCUGAAGCAAACCAAACAAGAUUGUCGAAACCACCUGCAGUACCCGAGAAACCAAUCACUCAGAUAAAUCAAAAGAGAUCUAGGUUCCGAGUUCCUUCAAUUGACAUCAAGAGGUCUAUUACUCUAGCUGAACAAAACAAGACUAGGGACAAGUAUGAUGAUAUCUUCAAGGAUUCCGUUGCUCUUGAUAGAAGCUUAACAACGCCAACAAUCAAGGGCCAUGGAAUGAAGACUUUGCCCAGUAUGGAUAAGGACGAUGUGAAAAAAAUCUUGAACACCAAGAGGAUGAUUAGUCAUGAGGAGUAUAGCCAAGUCAAAUUGGUUGGAAGAAAAUCUUCCAUUGUCCAUGACAAUUCUGAAAAGUACGAUUCCUUACAACAGCAAGCUUCUAUCCACAAUGCUGCUGAUAACUCGAUGGAUUCAUCUCCUUUGGAUAACGACGUUAUGCCCCAUUUGGCAUCUGAGUUGAUGAAAGUACCUCAAGCUUUAUUAUCCAAAGAGCAGGUUUUUAAUGAUUCGGAUUUGGCUUCAUCAAAGCUUCCAAAUUCGAAUUUUUCCUCCAGAAUUUCAUCUGCAGUGAAUAAAGAUAUCAAUGUUGGUCAACUGUUCCCAGAGCCUGAUGCUGAUAUUCUUAGUUCUCCUUCGAAUAUUUUCAAAACUCCACCUAAGGAUGAUGCAGAACAUCUGAAUGAUGGUUUGAAUACGCAAAUGAAGGAUAAAGAGAACAGACCUCCAAAUAUGAUCCAAAAAGGUAAACCAGGAAGUCCAAUCAAGAUUAAAACUUCUCCUAUUAAAGUUGUUAAGAGAAAUUCAGGUAUAUCAAUACUGUUGGCUCCACCAAGACUAUCCAAUUCUUCAACACUUGAACCUGAGGUGCAAGUGAACAAGGUUAGUGGAUCUUCUGAACAAUUUUCUGGAAGUGAAAUUUCAAACAUCAAGUUGAGAAAGGAACAGUCACCUUAUCAUGAGAAACAGUUGAGUGUGGUGUCUGUUCCCUCGAUGUACACUACCAAUACUAAUGUUACCCAACCAUCUAGAACAUCUUCGAACACAUUAUUAAACCAAAACAAUGGAAAGACAAAAGACUCGUGGAAGCAACAUUCUGUUCAAUCCAGUGUUAUCAGAGAAAACGAUGAACUUCUACCUGUGGAAAGAGGUAGAUUAUUCUUCAGAGUUGUUGGUUUGAAAAACAUUAACUUACCAGACAUUCAAGGUCAUGAUGCCGAAUUUUCUGUGACAUUAGAUAAUGGUGUCCAUUGUAUCAAAACACCCAACUAUAAAGUUGAUGACCGCCGGGUAUUGAUUGGAAAGGAAUUCGAAUUGACUGUAGGAGAUAGCUUAGAGUUUAUCUUGACGAUGAAGAUGAACUACGAAAAGCCUAAGGGGAAGUUAGUUGAAGUACAAGAACGGAGGCUUGUCAAAUCUAAGAGCAGAUUGAGUCGUAUGUUUGGAUCAAAGGAAGUCAUCACUACUACUAAGUUUGUUGCUCAAGAUCCAGUUGACUCUUGGAAGACCAAAUUUGCUCAAGACGGAUCAUUUGGAAGAUGUUACAUUGACUUCGACCAGUAUGAGUCCAAGAUAAGCUAUAACACCAACAGUUUUGACAUACCUUGCUUCAAUGAAUGGGAAAUUAUUCAAAGUAGCAGUGGACCUAUCAAAGCCAAGCCAUACGUAAUUGGUAACUUAGAAGUCAAGAUGUUGUUCAUUCCUAGAUCCGAGAUGCAUGAAGCUUUACCUACGAGUAUCAGGUCUGCAUCAGAAGUUAUUAGCCAAUUACUCAAUGAAAACCAACUCAGAUAUGAAGGUUACUUGACUCAAGAUGGAGGAGAUUGUGAAAGCUUGAAGAGAAGAUUCUUCAAGCUUGAAGGUACAUCGUUGAUUGCCCAUUCAGAGUUCAACCAUAAGACAAGAGCUAAAAUCAACUUGGCCAAGAUCAUUGACGUGAUUUUCGUGGACAGAAACCGUCCUGAGACAGCACAAAAGGCCAGAAACUUCAGUGAUAUCUUGUUGGUACCAGAUUCAUUCAAGAUCAAGUUUGCAAAUGGAGAAAUCAUCGACUUUGGCGCUGCCAAUAACCAUGAGAAGUACCAGUGGAUUUCGUAUUUUGAAACGAUCGCUCAACAUAAUCGGUUCCGUCGCUUGCCAUGGGUUAAGGCCAUGUUGGAGCAAGCUAAGACUAAAACUAAUAAUCCCUGGUUUACCUUGGAGGGCCAGUGAAUGCAAGAGCCCCAUUUAAUAAUGUAUCAUAAUAAAUAGUACAAUAAGUUUUAAUGUAAACACCCAUUAGAUCCGCAUGAAUAUGCUGUACAACUCCGAAGUAAAUAAAUGCGCCAGAC